This is a messenger RNA of Vanrija pseudolonga, 1806 nucleotides long. RefSeq names its product N amino acid transport system protein. The record is from RefSeq and is a predicted model, not a curated record. The transcript is spliced from 3 exons. NCBI's taxonomy places the organism in Eukaryota, Fungi, Basidiomycota, Tremellomycetes, Trichosporonales, Trichosporonaceae. Gene Ontology annotation, biological process: amino acid transmembrane transport. Bases 1 to 1806 code for a protein of 601 amino acids. Gene Ontology annotation, molecular function: L-amino acid transmembrane transporter activity.
AUGGCGUCCAACCUCGUCCCGCCCGCAGAGGUGAUGCUGCACGACGUCCCCGAGCCGGGGAUGCACCACGACCACGCGACGCUCGACGACGAAGAGCACGACAAGACCCGCAACUCGCACCCGCUCGAAGUAUACCUGUACCACGCGGCGAUCGAGCGCGCGCGCGAGGACCGCGACCCGCGCCCGAUCCCCGACGCGCCGUGGACGGUGCUGAUCAAGACGCUCACUGGGCGGCGGAGCACGAUUGUGCACCCGCACUCGCCCGCGCCGGCGAUCACGAGCAGCGGCCCGUAUACCGAGGAGGGGGGCCAGCAGCAGUACGCCGUGGAGAAGAAGGGGCAGGUUGGCACGGUGCAGGUCGGCGCUCCGGACGCGUUCGACCCGCUCGACGACGUCGCCGCGCAGAAGGAGACGGCGUACCGCCUCCUCCGGGUCGCGUCGUGGCAGAUUGUGUUUUAUCUCAUCACGACCGACAUCCUCGGCUUCUCUAGCGCGCCGAUGGCGUUCGCCGAGCUGGGCUACGGGCCCGGCGUGCUCGUCUACACCUUCUUCUUCAUCCUCGCCUUCUGUUCCGGCCAGAUCCUGUGGCGCAUGUACAUGGGCCUCGACAGCGAGCGGUUCCCCGUCACAUGCUACGCUGAUCUCGGCGAGCGCACAUUCGGCCCGUGGGCGCGGCACGUGUUCAACGUCCUGCAGAGCCUGCAGCUGAUCAUGAACGUCGCCAUCCUCAUCAUCGGCAACGGCCAGACGCUCGCCACGAUCAUCAACUACAAGUUCUGCUAUAUCGUCCUCAACGUCUUCUGGGCGCUCGCCGGCAUGAUCGCGGGCCAGAUCAAGAGCCUGCGCAACUUUGCCUGGUUCACAAACCUCAACAUCUGGCUCAACCUCGUCGUCAUGGCCAUCACCAUGGCCGGCAUCGCGCUGUACGCGCCCGUCCCGAGCCAGUCCAACCACACCGACCUGUCCCAGCCGAUUAUUCGUUCCGGCUGGGUGCCCUCGUACACCGUCGGCUGGUUCGAGCAGGUCGGCGGCGUCCAGCUCGCCGUGUUCUCCUACGGCGGCGCAAUGAUCUUCACAGAGUUCAUGGCCGAGAUGCGCCGCCCGCGCGACUUCUGGAAGGCGGCAUUCUUCAGCCAGCUCUUCUGCUACCUCAUGUACAUGUUCUUCGGGCUCUUCUGCUACAGCUACCAAGGCCAGUACACCUCCAUGCUCCCCUCGCUCGACUUUGACAACACCAAGCUCCAGCUCGCGUGCAACAUCAUCGGGCUGGUGUCGACCGGCGUCGCAGCGGUCCUGUACGCCAACAUCGGCGUCAAAGUCUUCUACCAGAACGUGAUGCGCGAGUACUUCCGCGCGCCGGCGCUCACCUCCCGCCGCGGCGCCGUGCUCUGGAGCGUCACCGUCGUCAUCUACUGGGUGAUCGCGUGGGUCGUCGGCUCCGCCAUCCCCAACCUCAACUCGCUCGUCACGAUCGUCGGCGCAGCGUGUAUCCUGCAGUUCACGUACACUUUCCCGCCGCUCCUCCUCCUCGGGUUCUGGAUGCAGCACGACGCCAUGGCCGCCGACGAGCCGUGGCAGCCCGGCAUGGAGGAGUGGUCCGGCCGCGUGGACUCGUGGCGCCAGAUGUCCCGAUGGAAGCGCGGCUUCAAGCCCUACUGGUACGCCAAGACCUUCCUCUUCCUCCUCUUCCUUGCCGCGCUCGCGCUUGCCGGCCUCGGCCUGUACGCCGGUAUCGAGGGCGCCAUCCAGGCGUUUGCGAGCAGCUCGACGACAUCGUUCAGCUGCCACGCCCCGGGCCAGCCCUAA